Messenger RNA from Polistes canadensis, 1826 nucleotides. It is a transcript of the gene CAP, whose product is annotated as glutamic acid-rich protein. Lineage: Eukaryota; Metazoa; Arthropoda; Insecta; Hymenoptera; Vespidae. Gene Ontology annotation, molecular function: RNA binding. The transcript has 4 exons. The coding region runs from base 123 to 1766 and encodes 547 amino acids. The record is from RefSeq and is a predicted model, not a curated record.
GCUAGUAGUAAUACCACAUUUUCCGGUUAACCUCAAGACUAAAAGAUACGUUCUAUCUUUUGGCUGCACACCUUGUAUAGAUACUUCUACCAAAAGUUUUAUUCAUUAUAAAAUAAACAAACAUGUCUAAGAAAUUAAAAAAGAGACCUAUCAAUAAAAAUAUUAUGAUAGAAAAAUCUGAGAAAGCAGAUGGUAAAGAUUUGUCGUCAUCACCUCCAAAGAAACAAAAACUCGAAAUAGUUUCUGAUACUAAUGUAAUAACUAAAAAAGCACAAAGUAACGUUAACUUAAAUAAAAAUAAAAAGGAUAAGAAUAAAAAUAAAAAGGACGUAACUUCUCCUAAAAUCAAAGAUAACUUGGAAAAUGAAAAUGAUGAUGCUCCAACUGUACUGAGUAUAUCGAGAAAGGACAAACUUUUAUCAAAGAAAUCGAAUAAAGACAAAAAUAAGCCACUCUCUAAUGAACAAACUACAAAGACUACAUUAACUAUUGAACAAGUACAAGAAAAAAUCAAAGAAUUAAAAAGUAGAGACACUUUAUCUAAAACAGCUAAGAAAAAGUUAGCUAGUUUAAAUAAAAUAUUGGAAAUAAAAAAGAAAGAUACCGUAAAAGAAUCAAAUGACACCAAUGAUAAAGGUAAAGAAUAUAAACGUGCUUCUUUACCCAAUGGCCAUACACUCGUAAUUUACGAUAAUACGACAAAGAAUGUUUCAAAUAAAAAAGGCAAAGAGAAAGUUGGCAAAGUUGGAAAAGAUACAAAAUUGCAAACCGCUAAAUCUGCCAAUAAGAAGAAGUCUAAGGAACAGAAAAUUGCUAAACAAGAUGAGGAUGAGGAUGAUGAUGAUGAUGAGGAGGAGGAGGAUGAGGAGGAUGAGAAUGAGGAUGAGGUUGAGGUUGAGGAUGAGGAUGAGGAUGAGGAUGAGGAUGAGGAUGAGGCUGAGGAUGUAGAUGAAGAAGACGAAGACGAAGAUGAAGAUGAAGAUGAAGAUGAAGAUGAAGAUAUGGAAGAGCCUAAAGUAGAAAAAAAGAAACAAAUUCAAGUUAAAUCUAAAAAACCACUUAAUAAAGUGAAACAAGUAAAAGAGGAUGAUGACGAGGAUGAUGACGAGGAUGAUGACGAGGAUGAUGAUGAUGAUGAUGAUGAAAAUGAGAAAGAAGAGGAAGAAGAGAACGAAGAAGAAGAAGAAGAAGGCGAUGAUGAUGACAAAAAUGAAGAUGAAGAAGAAGAAGAUGAUGAUGAUGAUGAUGAUGAUGGUGAUGAUGAUGAUAACGAUGAAAAUGUAAAUGUAAAAACAAAAGGAAAAGGAAAAGAAGGCAAAGAAAAAGAGGCAGAUAAAAAAUUAAAGAAGAAUGAAACUGCAAAUAACAAAAACCAACCACCCAAGAAAAAGAGAUUUGUUCUCUAUGUUGCAAAUAUACCAUACAGUAUUACUACAAAUGAAGUAAGAAAUCAUUUUCUAACAAAAGUCAAUUCUGUAGCCGAUGUUAGAAUACCUAAAAAAAUAGGCUCCAAUCAAUCUCGAGGAUUUUGUUAUGUCGAACUCGAAAAUCAAGAAGAUUACGAGAAAGGACUAUCAUUGCAUCGUUCACUUCUUCAGAACCGAAUGUUGACCGUAGAAUACACCACUGAUUCUAAACGCGAUAAUGCAAAACAAAUCAUCACAGCUAAAAACAAAAAAUUGGCUGCUCUGAGAGACCAAGGAAAAUUAGCUGGAAGUCAUAAAAAAACAGACAAGAAGUUUAAGAAAGGAUUUAAAAAAAUGUAGAGUCAUCAACGACAUAGAAAUAUUACAUUAGAAACAAUAACAAAAUAUAAUUAAUUGUAU